Ambispora leptoticha is the source of this 552-nucleotide messenger RNA. NCBI's taxonomy places the organism in Eukaryota, Fungi, Glomeromycota, Glomeromycetes, Archaeosporales, Ambisporaceae. The record is from the annotation of a GenBank genome assembly.
AUGAACGAUAUCAGUCAUUUUAAUAAAAACUUUCGGGAUAUGAGAUUUACUCUUUAUAACGAUUAUACUAAUGAAGGCGGCGCGAUCUUUCGAUUCCGGACCAGCAAUGCUCCACGACGCGUAUGCGGUAAAGUUGCUACUCUUGGCUUUGGCUCUAACCUCUUUAAAGUCUACUGUGUAGUCAUCAAAUUUCAAGGAAAGGAUAAAGAAGAAGCAAAAACUUUUAUGGAAGAACAUGGUCUUCAUAUUCGAACGAUGACACCUUUAAAAGAAGAUAACGAUCAACAGGCACAACUGAGUGGUAGAGACUUUGUCAAAUUUCUUGAGGAAGUAGAGUUUUAUGCGUUAAAAGAGAAGCAUAAUUUUUAUACAUCCUAUCUUAUAACUGUUACGAGGUCUUCUAACAGUCAAAAACCGAAAACUCAAGAAUUAAGGGAGUUCUAUGAAAAAAAGACCGAAAAAACCCGAAAUGUGGAUAAAUAUUGCUCGGUUGUAGUCAAACUUGGUGUUCUUAUGAUUAAUGCUGCUAAAAAGCUAUCAAAACUAGACUAA